AUGCCACCCAAAAUACCACCUAGUCGACCUGAUGAGGACCCGGCCCCUGAAGUUCACGGGUCUAAAGCAGGAGUUGGAGAUGGUCUUGCCAACAAAGGGUAUCCCGAUCCAUCCUUGGAGCCUUAUAUUCUAUCCCUAACCUCUCCGGCGAAGACUUUAACUACGCGUCAAUCUUCAGUCUCAGAUGCUGGUAUCCUUCUUACCAGUGCCGAGACCACAGGGGUUGUGGCAUCUGGUGGCACUGGCGCCCGGGCCGAUGGACAGCAAUCGCAAGGCCCUAAUGUCUUUAAUGGCACUAAUCAUGUCACAGUUAUUCAACACAUGAAAAACACCGUGUCGGCAACGACUCAUGACGAAUACAACAUCGGUCAUGGAGCCAGAGCAGCGACACCAACGAGUCUUUCGGGGCAUUCGUCUUCAAGUGUUCAUUGUAGAGAUGUUGUCUCAAAAUCACAGGCCACCGUCAUGGCUCCCAUAGGUCCAGUGGCUCCGGAAACUGUGCCUGGGAUUUCAGAUCUGGUAGUAGAGCUUCCAGAGACAGUAACAUCAGAGUCUACCGACCAAUAUAUGGACAUAUCGGGAGACGAGGGCCCACUCGUGGCCAUUCCUUCCACCGCCGAUGCCUUUGCCUCGCGGGUCAAAACAAUCGGGGACGACAUCGUAGCAUCGUACAAUGCUAUUCUUCCUCUACUGAGGCGACGUACAAGUCCGCAGUUCUUCCAGUCAAUCUGCAUCCAGAGUGGAAUGUUCACUGAGAAAAACCGCUGGCUCUUCGACAAGAUCGAUGCGAUAUCCGUGCAUGAUCCCGAAAGUCAGGAGGUCUAUGAGUCGCCAUACGUCCUCGUAUACAGCGAACUAGUGUCCCUCCAAAAGCAUAUGAAGCUGCUGAGAUCGGGCACGGGAAAGGAAGCUCUUGCCCAGAAGGAGCCCGAUGACUGGCACACUGACGUGGCACAGACCUCUGGGAAGAAAAAUGAGGUUGAAGAGAAACUGAAUACCAAAUCAGUAUGGCACCUGGCUUUCAAAUCUACAAAGUCUGCUAAGACUACUGCAACAAGAAACGAUCAUUUGAUCUGGCUCAGGGUUGAAUCGUGUGUCGUUGAGGUCUCAUCGUUCAGGGAGUUAAGUUUCCAAGGCCACAACCAGGAAGCCAUCGAUGACUCUGGCAUGCUGGACCCACCAUCCACUGAGGGAACUGGACCCCACAACUUGAAGCGGAAAGCGUCAUCCCAACUUCCUGAACCUCCGGGAAAAUGCCAAAAGACAAGGCCCAACCAGACCCGCCGGAUGACAGACCCAGGACCUCAACUCCCUCGAGGCAUCCAAGUGUGCCCCGAAUACCUCAUGCCACAUGACACCACGGAGAAGGCAAUCAUGAAGCUCACGGACAUGGUGUGCGAUCACAGCAUCUACUAUCUUUCACAAGAGACGAGGUCGGCAUACGGAGCGACAGCAAAAGGACUGACGCUCCGCAAGAUACUUGACAAUCGGCACCAGAAGAGAUACGAGCGUUGCUGGAAUCUCUUGUGGAUCGUGCGGCUCGCACGCCUUGCGGCGGAGGCGGUACUGCGGUUCGACCUUCGUGAUUCGGAUCCUCAUCCUCAAGAGAUUAUUGUGUUCUACGGAGCAGACAAGAAGGACUCUGAAAUGCACUUGUCACCAUUUCUAGAGGUCAAAAUUGAGAGAUCCGGUCCCCAAGGUCUGUCAGAUACCGGGGGCGAAACCGACGACGAAGCCGACCAGUCCAAUCACCAGCCAAAGCGACAGCAGGUUCUCUUGAACCUUGGCAACGUCUUACUCCAACUGGGAGUCAAACGGGACGUCAAAUUGGGGAAGGCGCCCAGUGGUCCUGACCAAAUGAAGGAAUACAUCAACAAGCAUGCUGACAAGACGAUCACCGGGGUUCAUCAGAAAUACGCUGAUGCUGUGCGUAGCUGCACCAGGUUCUAUGGAAAAGAGAAGGCUAUGGGAGAAUCGGCGUUCCGGGAAAGCUUUUUCAAGCUCAUUAUAGAACCGCUGAAGGAUUGUGAGUCGAUUAUUGAUGGACAGGAGAAGGAAGGCAAGAGGCUUAACACCAAGCACUGA
Messenger RNA from Thyridium curvatum, 2085 nucleotides. RefSeq lists its product as uncharacterized. The coding region runs from base 1 to 2085 and encodes 694 amino acids. The record is from RefSeq and is a predicted model, not a curated record. The transcript has 2 exons. Lineage: Eukaryota; Fungi; Ascomycota; Sordariomycetes; Thyridiales; Thyridiaceae.